AUCAUGAGGAGAGAGAGCAGCAGAGCUGCGUUAAGGAAGAGGGCGGUCUCUCUUUACUCUGAGUCUCCAGUCAGACACGAAAAACGUCAAAUGAAGGAAAGAAACCAUGAAGGAAACCCAGCAGAAUCUGCUGCUCUGUCUGAGUUUCCUGUUGGGCUGCAGAAUAAACCGAGUCCUCCCAGUUCAUCUGACUGUGAGUCCCAGCAGAUCUCAGUUCUUUGAACAAGAAUCAGUGACUCUGAUCUGUGAGGAUGAAAACAGAUCUGAUGGAUGGACUGUGAGGAGAAACACAACCAGAGGAAACAUAACUCAGUGUGAAGAUGGAUGGGGAGAAGCUAAUGGUUCCUCCUGCAGCCUGAUCUACCUCGUCCCAUCAGAUACUGGUGUGUACUGGUGUGAGUCCAGGUCUGGAUCCUCCAGCAGCAGCAGCAUCCAGCUCUCUGUCUCUGGUGGAUCAGUGAUCCUGCAGAGUCCUGUCCUCCCUGUGAUGGAGGGAGAUGACGUCACUCUGAGCUGCAGAGCAAGGAAUCCAACCCACAACCUCCCAGCUGCUUUCUAUAAAGAUGGCUCCUUCAUUGGUGAUGGAUCAUCAGGUCACAUGACCCUCCUCCAUGUUUCCAGCUCUGAUGAAGGCCUCUAUAAAUGUAACAUCAGAGGUCAUGGAGAGUCUCCAUCCAGCAGGAUCUCUGUCAAAGACAGAAUCUCUUCCACUCCUCCUCCAUCAUCCAUCUCUUCUCCCAGUUCCCAGUCUCCUGUGGAUUCUUCCUCUCCCAGUCCUCCUCCUCUUCCUCCUCUUCUUCUCUCUCUCUGUCUUGCCUGUGUUUGUCUCGUCUUCCUGGUUCUGCUGCUGAAAUGUUUUGUCAGGAGGAAACAUGAAGUUGAAGACGAAGCUGCAGAUGAAGAUGAAGAUCUGUCACACAGUGAUGAUGUUUUACAAACUCGACUGCAGCCAAUCAGAUGCAGCGCAGACGGCGACCGGGCUUCAGUUUACUCUGCAGUGAGGAUGGAGAACAGCAGAGAUGGAGAGAGAAACAGCAGAGAGGAUGAAGACGAGCUCACAGAGAACGAUUCAUCUGCUGUUUAUUCAUACGUCAGAAAAGGAAACAACACAGACAGAACAAACAGGACCAAAGAUCUUCAUCCCGAGCCAGAGAUCAUCUACUCUUCUCUCCUGAUCCACCAGUGACGUCCAUCUACUGGUUUAACUGGUCUGUCUGCCUCACUCCCACCAGACUGGACUGGAGUUUAUUCAUGUUGGUUUAUAAUCUGGUUUUAUUAUUAAAAUGUUGCUGUUGAAUGUUGUUGAUUUUUAAAAUUAAAGUUCUUUUUUCAGAAAUAAUA
Molecule: messenger RNA, 1341 nt
Organism: Gambusia affinis (western mosquitofish)
Lineage: Eukaryota; Metazoa; Chordata; Actinopteri; Cyprinodontiformes; Poeciliidae
Exons: 9
Coding region: 107-1186 (359 amino acids)
Biological process (GO): cell surface receptor signaling pathway
Molecular function (GO): transmembrane signaling receptor activity
Source: RefSeq, a predicted model, not a curated record